UCCUGGCAACCCUGGACCGAGCCUUGCAGGCGGUAGUAGGCGCCCUUGCUUUCGCUUUGCAUCCUGGCAUUCGGCAGUUCCGCUGCCAGUUGGUGCGUUGAUCUGGGCCAUAUCCUCCAUGGAGUCCUCCAAGGAUGCCCAGCACAGUGAUGUUCUAGAAUCUAAAGGUUGCUUGGCCAACAAGACGCCCUCUCGUCAGAAUAAAAGGACCAACUUCUCAUCUUCUGAUGGAACAGGUCCAAGACUUACUGAGUCCCCAGGCCUCCCCCGGGUGUUGACUCCCUCUGACACGGCUGCAGGGCUGAGUCAGAAGACCUCCUCUUCUUCAACUUCCUCCUCUUCAUCCUCCUCCUCUUCCUCUGCACAGUCUAAUCCCUCCUCGAAAGUUUCACUGCCUGAAAUCCAGAAGGAAAAAUAUCCUGAGGAAUUCAGCCUGCUCAAGUCACAGACAAAAGAUGGGCAGCGUCCUGAGUGGACAUUUUAUCCAAGGUUCAGCAGUAACAUCCACACCUACCAUGUUGGAAAGCAGUGCUUCUUCAACGGGGUCUUCCGGGGCAACAGGCGGUCUGUGGCAGAGAGGACGGUGGACAAGAGCCUCGGGAAGAAGAAAUACGAUAUUGAUCCCAGAAAUGGAAUCCCCAAAUUGACACCAGGGGAUAAUCCGUACAUGUUCCCAGAACAGAGUAAAGAGUUCUUCAAAGCAGGAGCGACUCUGCCGCCGGUGAACUUCUCACUGGGACCUUAUGAGAAAAAGUUCGACACAUUUAUCCCGCUUGAGCCACUUCCGCAAAUUCCCAAUUUGCCUUUCUGGGAGAAAGAAAAAGCCAACAAUUUGAAGAAUGAGAUAAAAGAAGUCGAGGAUCUGGAAAACUGGCAGGCGCCGAUGUCCUUCCUACACAGUUUUUUCUCCACUGGUGCUUCCAACUUUUCAAGACAACACUGACCAGAGACAUGAGCCCCCAAGCAUGCACUGACUGCCCUCUCAGCCAGCCUCUGCCCUUGCUGGGUUUUUUUAUCCUUUGCUUUUGACAAUUGUCUCUGUCCUAAACCAAUUGUUUGACUCCAAUGAGGAAUCACUGUUUGGCCUUGUUUAACACUCAACUGUGAAACCUUUCAAGAUGUGUAGAAAACUUGCACUGAUCAUAAAGCAGACACCUGGGUGCCCUC
Molecule: messenger RNA, 1167 nt
Organism: Grammomys surdaster
Lineage: Eukaryota; Metazoa; Chordata; Mammalia; Rodentia; Muridae
Gene: Spats1
Product: spermatogenesis associated serine rich 1
Exons: 8
Coding region: 119-943 (274 amino acids)
Source: RefSeq, a predicted model, not a curated record